Messenger RNA from Nilaparvata lugens (brown planthopper), 2379 nucleotides. RefSeq names its product xaa-Pro aminopeptidase ApepP-like. Bases 237 to 2228 code for a protein of 663 amino acids. The record is from RefSeq and is a predicted model, not a curated record. Lineage: Eukaryota; Metazoa; Arthropoda; Insecta; Hemiptera; Delphacidae. The transcript has 14 exons.
UAUCAACAAUAAGACUGCUUUCUCACGCAGUUUGCUGUGUUGAAUAAAUUUCAAGUUUCAUAAAUAAAAAAAAUUCAGUAAAGAAGCUUUCAGGACUAAUUCUUUCAAACUUUGUUAGUUUUACAUUAUGUGUGGUAAUUGGAAUUCUUGAUAACUAAUUGCUGAUUCUUAGUAGAAUCUAGAGGCAAUUAAGAUAGUGGAGGUGAAAAGAAUUUCCUAACUCAUUCGGCAGAAAGAUGAGCUGGCUGCUGUUUCUACUCCUUAUUGUUUUGGAUUUCUACUAUUCGCCAGUAUUGGCUACGGUAUCAGUGUCGCCAAUUAUUGAUCCGAGAAAUUUGAAUAUUGGAAAAAGUGAAAAGUUCAACAGAAUAUCUCUGAGUGACAGAGAAUCAUGCUGCAGUUUUCAAGAUCUGAUAAAUGGGCCGUCAUCUGCCAAUUUGGACAAACUGCGGAGUAUUAUGGCGCAGCGCAAUGUUAGCGCAUACAUUAUCUCCAAUUCAGAUGAUCAUCAGAGUGAAUACUUGGCAACAGCUGACCGACGCCUGGCUUUCCUGACUGGGUUUACGGGCAGCAACGCAGAGGCUGUGGUGACGCUGCAGAAGGCUGCACUCUGGACCGACAGCCGCUAUCACAUCCAAGCUGACAGUCAGAUCGACUGCAACUGGCUGCUCAUGAAGGAUGGCAAUGACGGCACUCCAACCAUCGAGCAAUGGCUUGCUGCUGAACUGAAGCCUUUGGAUAAUGUAUCAGCAGAUCCUCGGAUACUUUCUGCCGGCGAAUGGAAGCGUUUGAGUUCUUAUCUAGCUCAUUACCAGAUCAACAUGCUUGGAUUAACUGACAACCUGGUCGAUAUAUUUUGGGAAGAUAGACCUGCUCGUUCCAACUCGUCUUUAAUCAUCCACGAUAUUCGAUUUGCAGGUGAAUCAUGGCAGUCAAAACUAGCAAGAAUACGUGGAAUAAUGUCGAGUCUGUACAUAGACACACUGAUUGUGACAGCUUUGGACGAGAUAGCAUGGGCUUUGAAUCUGAGAGGAGAUGAUAUUCCUUACACUCCAGUUUUCAGAUCCUACUUGAUCAUAAACAACUCAUCAGCCACUUUGUAUCUGCCUUUUGAAAGGAUUACUCCGGAACUGCGCAGUCAUCUUUACUCCGCUGAUGAUAAUGUUUUAGUUGUUCCAUACGAGCGAGUCUGGUACGAUUUGGCAUUGAAAACUAAAUUAUCCUACAGGGUUUGGCUACCAUCUAGAAUGGGAUCUUCUAAAGGAGUCAGCUACCUCAUUUAUUUACUGGUUCCUGAGGAGAAAUUGUACUAUGCACCUUCCCCGAUUAUCAAUUUGCGAGCGAUCAAAAACGACGUUGAAGCCCAAGGAAUGCAAAAUGCACACAUAAGAGAUGCCAUUGCCAUUUGCUACCUGUGGGCGUUGAUGGAAGAAGGGAUGCCAAUUGGUGAGAAAUGGGAUGAGCUGAAAGUGGCCAAAGUUCUUGAGAGACUGCGAUUGCAACAGGAUUUGAAUCGAGGACCAAGUUUUGCGUCGAUCAUUGCAUUCGGGAGCAACGCAGCUCUUCCCCAUUACAUCCCCACUCCUUCUACCACACGCAAAAUCGAUGACUCUAAUGUACUCAUGAUUGACUCAGGCGGACAGUAUCUAGACGGCACAAUCGACACGACAAGAACAAUUCACUUUGGGAAGCCGACCGAGUUCCAGAAAGUGGUCUACACGGCGCUGCUGAAGGGCUGCAUCGAUAUGGCUUCCAUCCACUUCCCGCGAGGCUCCACCUACCAGCAGAUGGACAUCAUCAUCAGGCGGCCGCUCUACGAGCUCGGCCUAGAUUACGGCCACGGCAGCGGACAUGGUGUCGGCUUCCAUUUGGCUGUACAUGAAGGUUUCAACUACACUUAUGAUGUGAAUUUCUUCGGCACACAUGAGCCAGGAUACUAUCAAGCUGAUGAAUUCGGAAUGCGUUUGGAGAAUGUAGUUCAAGUGGUAGAAGUCGAAAAUCAUUUGCCGAACCAAAGGAAAAACUUCCUCACAUUCAAACCAAUAACACUCGUGCCUUAUGAGACGAAAUUGAUAGAUUUCAAGCAAAUGGAGAAACGUCAGAUAAGGUGGCUGAAUGCCUACAAUAAAAGGAUUCGUGACGAAGUUGGGGAAGAGAUGAUCAGACAAGGUCGUCACAAACUCUACAAAUGGCUUGUGCAGAAAACUGAUCCUGUAUGCAGCGACUGAAAUAUUAGUAUAACAUAGUUUCACAUCACACUAAAACAUAUUUAUCUAUUAUCAGCAGUUUUCUUAUCCAUAUCUUAUUCUAAUUAUAUAAAAUUAAAACAAUAAAAAUAUGGAUCCAAAUUCACACUCAUUCAGGGUGUCUAUGAGAAUG